GCGGUGGGCGCCUGGGUGUGGCAGGGGCGGGGGUGCGUCGGGCUCCUCCUCCGGGAAUACAUCGUUGGUUGCCGUCACCGCCGCAGAGGCAGCCAGUGCAGACAACACCCACACGCGGCUCCACAUCUGCGAAAGGGCACUAUGUAAUCCCCAGUACAGAUGCACAGUCCCACACUUUCCCCAGCCACCGCGGCAUGCCAGUAAUAACGCAGCUCGCGACUUCUGCACCACUGAUCUGAUGGGGAUGCAGCCGCUAUGGGGGCGGGAAGGGAGGAGGGAGGCACGGUGGAAGCGCAGCGAAGGCAAGUUACCUGAUCAAGUUCUGGUGUCGCACUGAUGCCCGAGUGUUCGCUGCUCAGUGUUGGGCAUCACACAAGACCCGCUCCGCCUCCCUCGCCUCCCUCAAGCCACCCCCCUCUUCCUUUAGCUCCAUCCCGCCUCCUGUCUCCCCCGCCCCCCUUGACCACUCUCGCCCUGAGGCAGGGCCGCUGACAGCAUUGCCAGAUUCAGAAAGACAGUAUUACUGCUAGGACCUGAAAAGGCCAAGUCCAGCAGCUCGCGUGUGGCAACAGUGUGGAGGGAGCGAGAGCCGAGAAGGCACGUGCCGUGGCGGAGACGGACGCGAACACACACACACACACCCACAGCUGUGUGAGUAAGUGAUCAUCAUGACUCUACCUGGCUUGCGGAGACUACUGCUCUCUACACUGAGGCCGCAGGCAAGAUGGUUGUGUGAUUCAGCAGGGCCAGGAUCCGCCCGCCUUAUGACUCUCCUCAAGGAUCGCUUCCCACAGGCAACGGCAGUUGAGGUGGAGGACAUCUCAGGAGGGUGUGGGGCCAUGUAUGAGGUGUGGGUUGAGGCACCAGACUUCAAGGGUCUGUCCAGAGUCAAGCAACACAAGCUGAUCACAGAGACACUAAAAGCUGAAAUUCAAGACAUGCAUGGCCUGCGCAUCACCACCACACUGCCCAACACGACCUGACCUCCCUCAUCUACACCCUGCAGUCUGUUCGAACUAGUCAUCUCCCCUUCCUGGCCUCCAGAGAACAUAUAUCAGGGACUCUAACAGCUAGUGUUUUGUUAAAGAUCAUGGCCUUUCCUGAGAUUACCUUAUAAUUUUGUAUACCUGUAUAUAAGAGAAUAUAUACCUUAUAAUUUUGUCCUUAAAUAUUUUGUAUAAUUGUAAAUGUAGUGUGAACAAUUGUAAUGAAUGACAUGUUUACUAAUAAAAAUUCAAAUAUA
Molecule: messenger RNA, 1243 nt
Organism: Portunus trituberculatus (swimming crab)
Lineage: Eukaryota; Metazoa; Arthropoda; Malacostraca; Decapoda; Portunidae
Product: bolA-like protein 3
Exons: 7
Coding region: 669-983 (104 amino acids)
Source: RefSeq, a predicted model, not a curated record